AUGGUCGCCGCCAAGAAACACGUCCCCAUCGUCAAGAAGCACAAGACGCGCUUCGCCCGUCACCAGAGUGACCGGUUCGACCGUGUCGGUGAGAGCUGGAGGAAGCCUAAGGGUAUCGAUGGCCGUGUCCGCAGACGCUUCAGGGGCACCAUCCGCAUGCCCAAGAUUGGCUACGGAUCCAACAAGAAGACUCGCUUCUUGACCCCCUCCGGCCACAAGGCUUUCCUCGUCCACAACGUCAAGGACCUCGAGCUGCUGCUGAUGCACAACCGAACCCACGCUGCCGAGAUUGCCAGCGCCGUCUCAUCCCGAAAGCGAAUCGACAUCAUCUCCCGCGCCAAGCAGAUUGGCGUCAAGGUCACAAACGCCAAGGCCAAGGUCACGACGGAGGUCUAAGCGGCGGACCUGGGGGGCUCGAGAGAGAGAGGGGGAAAUCUGUCGACAUCAUCGGGUGUGUGGAUGGGACGAUAGAGAAGCAAAAAAUAAAGCAUUCACGGCACACACACACACACAACUACGGAGAAUCCAAAAAAAAAGUUUAAACAAGUCUUCGCCGAGAUCUCCUUUUGCCCGUCCUUUGUGGUUGGCGAAUUCCCGUGUUGUGGCUGUUUCUUCUCACUUUUCUCCGGGUUUUACGGGUGUGGUGGUGUUGUUUUUUUUUUUUUGCUACAAUGGAACAAAAGGG
This is a messenger RNA of Trichoderma reesei QM6a, 685 nucleotides long. It is a transcript of the gene rpl32, whose product is annotated as ribosomal protein L32. The coding region runs from base 1 to 396 and encodes 131 amino acids. NCBI's taxonomy places the organism in Eukaryota, Fungi, Ascomycota, Sordariomycetes, Hypocreales, Hypocreaceae. Gene Ontology annotation, molecular function: structural constituent of ribosome. Gene Ontology annotation, biological process: translation. The transcript has 4 exons. The record is from RefSeq and is a predicted model, not a curated record. Gene Ontology annotation, cellular component: ribosome; cytosolic large ribosomal subunit.